Molecule: messenger RNA, 5050 nt
Organism: Erigeron canadensis
Lineage: Eukaryota; Viridiplantae; Streptophyta; Magnoliopsida; Asterales; Asteraceae
Product: disease resistance protein At4g27190-like
Exons: 7
Coding region: 1-4872 (1623 amino acids)
Molecular function (GO): ADP binding
Source: RefSeq, a predicted model, not a curated record
AUGGUGCUUGCUAUUGUAUUAUCUGCAAUUAGUCCCCUUGUUUCAAUCUUGACACUACUUCCCAUUAGGAGACGCUUUGGUUACUUCUUUUACUCCACAAAGUAUGAUAGAGACAUGCGUGCCAAAAAAAUUGAAUUGGAUGCCACAGCAACUGAUAUGAAUAAUGAAAAGGUAGAAAAUGAUGUGAAAAAUGUAAUGGUGCCUAAGCUUGUUCCAAAUUGGCUGUUAGAAGCUGAAGCGAUCAUUAGGAAAGCUGAAGAGAUCAUCGACAAGGAUAAGGAAAGCAAUAGUAGUUUUUCACGGGAUGGAAAUGGAUGUUUACAUAUGAACAUCAGAAGGUACAAAGUGGGCAAACGGUGCUACAAGGUCAUCAAGGAUAUCGAGCGCCUUAUGAUACAAAGAUCAAACAUGAAAUGGACUGAUAAGGAAAUACUUCUUACUGUGGCUAGGUCUGCUACCCCUCAUGCAGUAUUCCAAGAUGUUCCCCAAAACCUUAAGUCUAGACAAGCGAUAUUUGAAAAGGCAUUGCAAUUGCUUGAACCAGAUAAUCCGACCCAGAUCGUGGCUCUAUGUGGUAUGGGUGGUAUAGGCAAGACUACAAUGAUGGAACAACUGAAGGAGGUUGUAACGGAUAGGAAAGUGUUUGAUAGGGUUGUACCGGUGGUUAUCGGGAAUAUCACUGGUCCAAUUGCAUUCCAAGAUGCUGUUGCACAGGAGGUAGGCGGAAAGCUGUCAGAGUCAGCUAAAGAAACAAGGGCUGAACGUCUUAAGCAAAGAUUUUUGGGGAUGUCCGAACAUGGCAAGAAAAAGAUUUUGAUUAUAUUGGACAAUCUUUGGAACCCCUUUGAACUAAAAGAUAUUGGACUGAAGAGUCCUUUGCCGAAGUGCUUCAAGUUAUUGCUCACAUCACGUUAUGAAAAGCUUUGCGAUCCGAUUGGUGAUGGAAGUAGCUCAAUUUUAAAAAUGGAUCCUUUAAAACUAUCAGAAGCAAAAAAAUUGUUCUGGGAAAUUAUGAAACUUCCAGAGGGUGCUGUUGAUCAUCAAAAAGUUAAACUAGGAGAAGAUAUUGUAAAGAGAUGUGGUGGGUUGCCGAUAGCCAUAGACAUCAUUGCCCGCGCUCUUAGAACUGAAAGAGUGGAUGAAUGGAACCUUACACUUACACGUUUAAAGCGGCAUAAUCAGUUUCCUAACCUUCAAAGUCUUUAUGCUGUUGUACAGGACAUAUUUGAGAUAAGCUAUGACUUUCUUAAAAAUAAUGAUGAUAAGGAAAUUUUUAUUUUAAGUGGCUUAUUUCCCAAUGACUUUGAUAUUCCGUUGGAGGACUUGAUGAGGUAUGGAUGGGGCUUGAAGUUGUUUGUUAAUGUGUAUAGUUUAGUUGAAGCAAGACAGCGGACUAACACUUCUGUUCACAACCUCAUACGUGCAAAUUUGCUGAUUGAAAGUGAUCGAAAAGGAUGUGUCAAAAUGCAUGAUCUUGCACGUUCUUUCGUCUUAUCUAAUAUUUCAAAAUUUAAGCAAGCUUCCAUUGUUAACCAUGGUGACAUGUCAGAAUGGCCUAAACAAGAUAUACGGCAUUCUUGCGAAAGAAUCUUAGUGAAGUGCAAAGGCAUGUCUGAAUUUCCCCAACAAUUUGAUUACCCCGAUCUUAAACUUUUGAAGCUAAUGAUGAAUGAGAAAGAGCCUCUCAUGUUUCCAGAUGAUUUUUACACCGAAAUGAAAAAACUCCAAGUCAUUUCAUAUCGUAGUAUCCUAUAUCCAUCACUUCCAAUAUCCCUUCAGUGUUCCACCAGCCUUCGUAUGCUAUGUCUCCGUUCAUGCUCAUUGACGGGUGAUUUGUCUUUUCUGGGCCAUCUCACUAAUUUGGAAAUACUCAGCCUUGCUUACUGUCGCAUAAAAUACUUGCCAUCUACCAUGGAAAAAUUGACAAAGUUAAAGUUACUAGAUUUGACAGGAAGCGAUAAGCUUUGUAUUGAUGAUGGUGUCUUUCAAAAGUUAAACAACCUUGAAGAGCUUUAUUUAAGAAACUCGAAUGAGAAAGUUAUUAGCUUCACAGAAGACAACUGUAAAGGAUUGGAGAGGGUCUCGAAGAAACUCACUGCAUUGGAGGUCGAAUUCUUUAAGAAUAAUAUUCGGCCGGAUAGAGUGUCUUUUAAGAAACUUGAAAGGUUCAGGAUCUCUAUAGGUUGUCAUUUGGAUCACAUAUAUGACAAUGAUGUUGUUUCAUAUGAAAAUACAUUGAGACUUGUUGGUAGCUACAAAGAGGUGCGUGCAUUUGAAAUAGAAGAGUUGUUUGGGAAAACAGAGAAGCUGCAUCUGCAAGUGGAAGAUAUAAAACACAUUGAAGAUGUUUUGAUGCAUCCUUCUCAAUAUUCUUUUUGCAAUUUAAAACAUCUUUCUUUUGAAAAGUGCGCAAACUUGAGUUACCUCUUCACUGUUAAUGUGGCAAGUACUUUGACUAAUCUUGAGAGACUCACAGUUAAGUCUUGUGGUGUACUGGAAUCCCUGAUAUAUGAUGAGAAAAAUAGAGCCGAGGUGAUUAAAUUUCACAAGUUAAAGCGUUUGGUAUUGGAAGAGUUAUCAAUGUUUGUAGGUUUGUGCGACAACAUCAAUAUUGUGAUGGAGUUACCACAACUUGUGGAGCUGAGACUUGCUUACCUUCCCAAAUUUACUUGCAUCUUUUCUUCGAGUAAGAAUAUUUCCGCAACAACAAUAAUACCCCUACUGAAUAAAAAGGUGAUGAGUCCAAAGUUGGAGGAACUGGAAAUUAUUGGGAUGAACUUGAAGGAGAUAUGGGGGUGCGAGGAGGAAGAUGAUAGAACUCCUAUGUUGAAACAGAUUGAAGUGGAAGAAUGUGAUCAAAUUGAAAAUCUUUUUCCAAACAAUCCAAUGCGAUUACUGAGUCAUUUAGAAAAGCUUGUAGUUAUAAAUUGUGGUUCGAUUCGAGCGUUAUUCAACAUAGACUCGAAAUGUGUUGGGCAAGUUAAUAGCUGCUUAAAAAGCAUUCGAGCGUUGGGUCUUCCGGAACUAAAGGAGGUUUGGAGUAUAAGAGAUGAAGAUGACUCUGUUCGCCUCAUUCGUGAUUUUCAAUCCUUGGAAUUCAUACAAAUCAACGGGUGUAAGAACUUUAGAAAUAUAGUCACACCUGCAACCAUCAAAUUUGAUAUGGGAGCACUCAUUGACAUCACCAUUGAUUUGUCAGAAGAAGAAUGGGGCACAAACAGUAGAUUAAUCCAAUACAAAGAGACUGAGAUAUUGGACGAUAGUAUGGUUGCAGUUCCGUCCUCUUUCAUCCACACAUUACAUCACGUAUCCAACAUGAAGUUGUGUAUGUUAGAACAAGUGAAGGUGAUCUUUGAUAUACAUAUUCCAAGUGCAGGCAUUGUGGCACCGAACCAAGGGGAGAAACAAGUGGGGGCUGGGAGUUGCGGGACCUCCCCCAAUAGACCCAGAUGCAACGAGCUUUCGAUAGCCAGAUCCAAGAUCUUCAGAGGUUUAUAUAGUAGAAUCUCGUCCAACAAGUCCAAUAAGCCGUAUCCUGGGUCAGCCCCUACACACAACGAUGAUGAACAACCAUUGCUACUUCCAUGCCUUACGGAUAUAAAGUUAAGUAAUAUGAAGAAUAUGACUCAUUUAUGGAGAUGCAAUUGGAGGAAGUUUUUAAUGUUACAAAACUCCCAGCAAAAGUCAUCGUUUCAGAACCUCACAAACAUAUACAUGAUGAAUUGUGAUACCAUUGAGUACUUAUUUUCCCCUCUUAUGGCUACACUUCUUUCCAACCUAAAGAAAGUAGAUAUAAAGAAUUGUGAAAGAAUUCAAGAAGUUGUGUCUAACAGAGAUGAUGAAGAUGACAUUCCCAUGGGUACACCAAAUAACAAACUUACGGUUGUGACAUUUCAUAGUCUAAAAUCAAUAAUCCUAGCCGAGCUACCAAACCUUAAAGGUUUCUUCUGUGGGAAGAAUGAGCUCCAUUUGCGGUUAUUGGAUGAAGUUGUUAUCAAGAAUUGUCCCCAAGUGAUGGAAUUGACAUCCCUUCCAUUUACAGCUCCGAACCUCAAGUACAUGGAAAUAAAUGAUGAUAGAUAUAUUCCUAGCUACACUUUACCUUCAGAUAUGCAGACCCCAUCCCAAAGCUUAGACAAUAAAUUUCACAAUUUGAUAGAAAGGAACCUGGAUGGUGACCGGGAAAAAUGUCGAGUAAUUUUCACAUACGAUGAGUUGUUACAACUACAAAAUCUUGAAAAGUUGAACGCAAAAUCUUGUGAAUCAGUCGUGGAGGUAUUUGAUAUUGGAACAGGAGGAGUAACUGUUGUAAAGCUUCCAAAGCUAAGAGAUGUGAACCUAUGGGCUCUGAGGAGGCUGAAGUAUAUUUGGAACAGUAAUGGUCCGACAAUAUUGGAGUUUCCAAACCUAACAAAACUCUAUAUUUACAAUUGCGAAAAGUUAGAACAUGCUUUUACAUGUUCCAUGGUUGGAAGUCUAAUGCAACUCAAAGAGCUACAUAUAAGUUUGUGCCCGAGUAUGGAGGUAAUCGUCAAGGAAGACCAAGGGGAAGAAGAAAAAGAAGAAGAAGGUGGUAGUGACGGCAAAGUGAAUAAUAAUGAGGUUAUCAGGUUACCAUGUCUAAAGAAAUUAAUACUGAUAAGUCUUGGUAGUCUCGAGGGAUUUUGCUUGGGGAAUGUGGGUUAUUCAUUUCCAUCACUAGUCAGCAUGGAAAUCAAAAAUUGCAGAUCUCUAACGAUGUUCACAAACGGAGGUUUGUAUGUUCCUGAGUUGAAAGUCGUAUGGACAAGUUUAGGCGAUAUUAACGUUGCAGAGAAAGAAGACAUCAACUCCUUUAUAAUCACCAAAAGACAAGAGGGAUUUCGUUUUUGACGUCAUUAUUAUUCGAAUGUGAAAUAAAUAAAAAUCAAAGAUUAGGCGUGGAACCAGGACAGCAUUGAGAAUUCUGGCUGGGAGUUCAAUUUAAGGAUGUUAGCGUUCAACGGCUUUGGACCAUGGUUUGGGUGAAGCCCCGGCCCAGCCACCAUUGCCAAUCGUAGGACUUGACCGC